AUGGAAUCUAACCCUAAUCUAACCGUAGGCUAUAUUGAAGAUGAUCAGAUUUCACCAGCAGAACACCUUCCCGCAGGAUAUAACGUCGAUUGGAGAACACUCAAUAGACUAAGAACGGGAGUAGGACGAUCAAAAGACAAUCUGAAGAAGUGGGGUGUAAUACAAAGAGACACGAAAUGCGACUGCGGAGAUGAACAUACCGUGAGCCACCUAUUGAUAUGUCCAGACUGUCCAACAACAUGCACUACUUCGGAUCUCUUAACAGUGACCAAAAAAUGCAAUUAA
Cinara cedri is the source of this 285-nucleotide messenger RNA. NCBI's taxonomy places the organism in Eukaryota, Metazoa, Arthropoda, Insecta, Hemiptera, Aphididae. The record is from the annotation of a GenBank genome assembly.